Messenger RNA from Aquila chrysaetos chrysaetos, 6759 nucleotides. It is a transcript of the gene AGPS, whose product is annotated as alkylglycerone phosphate synthase. The transcript is spliced from 25 exons. Bases 1700 to 3469 code for a protein of 589 amino acids. The record is from RefSeq and is a predicted model, not a curated record. Lineage: Eukaryota; Metazoa; Chordata; Aves; Accipitriformes; Accipitridae. Gene Ontology annotation, molecular function: alkylglycerone-phosphate synthase activity; FAD binding. Gene Ontology annotation, biological process: lipid biosynthetic process.
AAGGCAGCCAUCCAAAAAUCGGCCUAAUGAAAAUGCUGUAUCUCACUGCACUAUUCCCACAGCAUGCCACUGACGAACGAGGGGCAUGGCAUCAGCGGCUUUCUGAAACAAAAGAGCUCUGCACAAGAUGUAAACCAAGGACCCUGGAAUCAGCAUCACACACAGCACAAGCUCUGUUCCCUUCUUACAUCGCAAAGUCAUAAGAUGGACCAUGGAUCCUGGCUUGGUUGUUGGCAUGAGAUGAUAUGUUCUCAGCCAUGAUGGUUGGAAUUCAUCUUCCUUAACCCCUACCAUCUAAAAGUUAGAUGAGGUUAACGUACAGUCUAAAGUACAGUAGCUGGUUCUUUCUUCACUUCAUGAGAAGACCCUGUCUCUAGUACUAGUGAAAGAGUAACCAUAUGCCUACAACAUUUUUCCUGUGUCCCAGACGUUAAGUAUUGGUUAUGAUCUCAUUCCCAGGAACCAUGGAAGUACAAGAAGUGGUAGGACUUUGUACAUGAGUAUGAACAAGUAGAAUCAGACCCUUAUUCUUCCCGAGGAAAGUUCAACUUGAAAUUUGGCUCCGAGGCAUCAGGAAUGGUUUAUCUGCUGCUGGUACUUGUCUCAUCCUGUAGAAUAAACUGACAUUGAAAUGCUUUGAGUGCGUGAUUGUCAGCAUAUCCCUCUUGUUAUGGCUUGAAGACUUAACCUUAGAAAUUAAUUUCCUUUCAAGUUGAAAGAUUCUUGAGAACAAUGUGUUUAAAACAGAGAAAAGAGCUUGUAAGGACGAUUUAGCCACUUUGUGGCAGUAUUUUAGAAGCCUUUGGAGGCACUUUGCACAACCCCCCUUUUCAUUCACAGAGGAGAAAGACUGCUGUCGUGACAGUAUCACUCUGCGGUCCUUCAUUUUGCAACAGCAGCCUGAUCUACUCAACAGAUAACAAUUUUCAGAAGAGCUUUUUGUAAUGUACAGAUGCUUAUGUACAGGAACCACCACCAGUGGAGGAUAAGCCUUACAAGAAGCAGUGCAAGUGCAGCAGUGACCCAACCUGAGCUGGCUUUGGUGCCCAAUAACUCCACACAACACACCACCUCUCCUGUCCUGAGUGACCACCAUAACAGGUAGAACCCAGGUCAUGGACUAAUGAAGUCAAUGGACAUUUCAUGGACAUUUUAUGGACAUUUUACAGGCGUGGUCCUGUAGACUAAGGGAAUUAUAUCUGUGUAUAUAUCAAAGGAUGGGAAGGGGGAAAGCGGCUAAUGAGGAUCUAUUGGAUAGUGUGGGACCUGAGCAUGAUGUAAAUGGUAUGGAAUAAGGUGUGGAGAUUGUACUGGUUUUGGCUGGGAUAGAGUUAAUUUUCUUCAUAGUGGCUUGUAUGGUGCUAUGUUUUGGAUUUGUGAUUAAAACAGUGUUGAUAAAACACUGAUGUUCUGCUUCCCAGUGUGAUACAGGGGACCCCUGCACCUUGAUGGAGGAGGAAGGAUGAGCACUCUCACUGUUGGCUGGUCGCUCCCUGCCCCGAACAGCUCUGAAGCCCCAGCUGGAGCCUCGGUGCCUGUGCUGGACCAGAAGGAGUCUCACCCUCUCGAUUCCAGCUGAAAUUUGGUAUUUAAAUAGGGGUAAGGCAGUUUUAAUGCUUUUGGCCCAAGCUGCUUUGUACCAAGAUGUCCAGGAUGGGGCAAAACUGAAGAGCUUAGAUCCAGGUCCAGGAAAAGGAGAAUGAAAAUGAGGUGUGGGAGCUGCACGUUUCUGCCCCAAACCAAAUGCAAAUGGCAAGAACUUCUGAAGUGGAAUGGAUGGGGAUAUAAUGACUCCAAAUUCAUCUUCAAUAAGAAGGGUCAAGCAGAAUUCACAGGAAAAAGGUACAGAUUAGGUGGUAUGGUAUUACCAACUUUUAAGGAAUGGAUAGAAAAAACCUUUGGAGCAAGUCUGGAGCACAAAACUACCUCUAGAGCAUCCUUAAAUGUUAAUGAUGUACCUCCAUCCAUUGUAAAUGAAGAAUUUCUUCAGGAUCUUAGAGCCACUAAAAUAUCAUAUUCGCAGGAUGCAGAAGAUAGGGUAUUCAGAGCUCAUGGUCACUGCCUACAUGAGAUAUUUGUACUCAGGGAAGGAAUGUUUAAGCGAAUUCCUGAUAUAGUUGUAUGGCCUGUUUGCCAUGAAGACGUAGUUAAAAUUGUGGAAUUAGCCUGCAAGCACAAUCUCUGCAUAAUACCAUUUGGUGGAGGGACAAGUGUCUCUAGUGCCCUUGAAUGUCCCGAAGAAGAAAAAAGAACAAUUGUCUCCCUGGAUACAUCACAAAUGAAUCGGAUUCUCUGGAUAGAUGAGAAAAACUUAACAGCUUGUGUGGAAGCUGGCAUUGUUGGACAAGAUCUGGAAAAGCAGCUUGCUGAAAGUGGCUUCUGUACAGGCCAUGAACCAGAUUCCAUGGAGUUCAGUUCACUAGGAGGAUGGGUAGCAACACGAGCAUCAGGCAUGAAAAAAAACAUCUAUGGAAACAUUGAAGAUCUGGUGAUUCAUAUAAAAAUGGUAACUCCAAGAGGAAUAGUAGAAAAAAACUGUCAAGUACCUCGCAUGUCAACAGGACCUGAUAUCCAUCACUUCAUUAUGGGAUCCGAAGGAACUCUUGGAGUGGUUACUGAAGUUACGAUAAAGAUUCGCCCAGUCCCUGAAUACCAGAAGUAUGGCUCUGUGGUCUUCCCCAAUUUUGAGCGAGGGGUGGCCUGCUUAAGGGAAGUGGCAAAGCAGAGAUGUGCUCCUGCAUCAAUUCGCCUUGUUGACAAUGCGCAGUUUCAGUUUGGUCAUGCUCUUAAACCACAAGUUGCUUCCAUUUUUACAUCAUUUUUGGAUGGACUGAAGAAGUUCUACAUCACAAAGUUUAAAGGAUUUGAUCCCAACAUACUGUGUGUGGCUACCUUGCUCUUUGAGGGUGAUAGAGAGAAGGUUCUUCAGCAUGAAAAGCAAGUCUAUGAUAUUGCCACCAAGUUUGGUGGCUUGGCAGCAGGAGAAGAUAAUGGACAGAGAGGAUAUAUGCUGACAUUUGUCAUCGCUUACAUUCGGGACCUGGGCCUGGAUUACUAUGUAAUAGGAGAAUCAUUUGAGACGUCUGUUCCUUGGGAUAGGGUUUUGGACCUUUGUAGGAAUGUAAAGGAAAGGAUAGUAAGAGAAUGCAAAGAAAAGGGUGUUCAGUUUGCUCCUCUUUCCACCUGCAGGGUGACACAGACUUAUGAUGCAGGUGCAUGUGUCUACUUCUACUUUGCCUUUAACUACAGAGGAAUUAGUGAUCCUAUUCAUGUCUAUGAACAAAUUGAGAGGGCUGCUAGAGAAGAAAUACUUGCCAAUGGAGGAAGUCUGUCACAUCACCAUGGAGUAGGCAAAUUGCGGAAGCGCUGGAUGAAGGAGAGCAUCUCUGAUGUUGGCCUGGGAAUGCUGAGAUCUGUUAAAGAAUAUGUGGACCCCAAUAACAUCUUUGGAAACAAAAAUCUUUUAUAAAGCCCUGCACAACAUGAUGUACUAAAACUUCUUCAAAAUUACUGUUGAAACUCCUCCACUUUCAUUGUAUUGAUAUCCCAGUAAUCAAAUAUAACAUAGACUAAACUUUAAAAACUAGUAACUUACAUUGGUUUUUGCCAUCCCCUUCCCUGUCCCCCAAAUAAAGUGUAAACAUCACUGUUAGUGUUUAUGGAUUCUUACUUACAAUUCUCUUAAACUCUUAAACAACCCACUGGGCACAAAGUGUAUUACCAACUGGGAAAUGCAAAUUUGGGUUUCCAGGUUCGGUUAGGCAACACAGCUGACAGUAUUUUCAAUGCUGGAUACUGCCAGAUGUUUUUUACUAAAGCAUUCCCUGCAAGGAGAACAAAGACUGACAACAAUGUUUUCUACAGAAGCAGCUGCUCAACCCAGCCUCUUGCUAAAGGAAAGCUGCGAAGAGGCAGAUGAGAACACCGAGGAGUACUUCACUGUACUGAAGGAUUAAGUAUGUAACAGACUCGUAACCAGUAAAUACUUAAAGUACAAAUGUAGGCUUUGGUCAGGAGACAAUGGCAGUCAAACUACUUCUGAUAACUCAGUAGUCUCCCACUGUAGUACUAUUGGAAAAUCUUACAUGAUUGAGCUGUUCUGAGUUGUAUUUGCAUUGCUGGGAUAAUCUUAAAUUAAUUGUAGGUCAGUCACUAUAAGUUUUGUACAAUGGACAUUUCUCACUGUAUGUUGAAAACAAGUUUGUAACAAAACUUUGUGUUCAUCUGUACUUCAGUCCCAGUGUGUAUGGGUUUUGCUCCUGUUUUGCAGAGAUGCAAAGUAUCUUUUUCAGUAAAAAAAAAAAGUUUUGGCUAUUCAAAUGAAACUGCCCAGCACUGUCUUUUGAAACAGUCUCAACAGUUUAAUAAAACACUUAAGUGGACAACAUACUGUGUCAUCCUGAAAGUGAGAUUUCCCAUUUUAGUUUUGUACAGUUUCCUAUGGCCUUUAUGAAUCAUUUACUUCACUAGCAGCCACAAUUUUAAUUGUCCAUUGAACUUUAAGGAAAUGAAAUAUUUUCUUGAUCAGUAUCAGAGUAAGCAUUUUUACAUUGAAACUUGAAUUGUAGUCAGUAAAACAAACUAGAAGUAUUUGUCAAUACUCAUGAUCCAUUUUUAAGGUGGGUUCUUUUCUUAAAGCAAAUUAUCCAACUUUUUGAUAAUUAAUGUAUAUGAUUGCAUAGGAUAGAAAAAAUACAGACUAUCCUUUGAGGACGCUCUCUAGCCAACUGCUUCACAGCUCUGUAGUGUCAGUUUGGACACCUUUUGUAUUGGUAGUCCCCUUAAUGAGGAGAAAAAGAUAAAAUUACUUUGUUAUUAAACUAUUUUAGAAUACUAAUUAGCUCUCAGUUUUGGUAAUAUACCAAAAAGAGUAUAAAAUGCUUGAAAAAUACUGCAUAUCAGGCAACUUUGAACUUGUUUAAAGAUUAAUUUCAAUUCAAUAAUUGAUCAAAAAACAUGAACACUCAAAACAUCACUUUAAAAUGCAUGCUGUCAAGGUACUUAAGGAAAACUUUUUAUGAUCUGCAGGUCAUAAAACAGAAUGUUAAUGUGAUACUUGCAAUGCAGCUAAAUUUAUUUUGAAUGGUCUUUGUUUCACAAAAUUUCAACAUAAAAAUCUACUCUCUUGUGUUUUUGUUUUUGGCCCCCAGAGUUCAUAUUUCAGCAGCAACCAAAACAAUAGGUGUAGUCUGUUUUAGGAAACUUGAGUCUUCACACUGUGGUUAAGUGUUCCUUAAGUACACAAUGGUGUCUCAGUAAAGUGAAUCUGUACAUGUUUAUACAGGGGACUUUCUCAUCUCACAUGCUGCGUGAUGGUGACUACAUGGCCACAGCUGGCAUCUUGCUGAUGAUUUGUAUCACUCUGAAAUAGGGACCUUUCUAGGAGUUGGUAAAUAUGAAGGGUGUUCAUGUGCCUCAGUGAAAGUAUGUCUAACUGUGAAGAAUCAAUUUUGAAGGAAGGUAUGUGCAGCCUUUUUGUAGAAUGACAGCAGGAACAGAACUAAAACAAGUAGUCAUUACAGCUCAGUAAUACCUGAGGUGGUGACUUAAAGUACAACACAGCUCUACAACAUCCUUCCCAGUUCUUAGUUUUCUGACUAUGGUUUCCUCAUCCCUUUUUUUGUAUUGAAAUUACACAGGCAAGAAUUCCUUAUACUCUCUAUUUCUAGCCUUUAAAUAGCCACUGGCUUCUGAAGUGAUUUGAAAUGCAGUAAAGAUUUUUACUGCAUGUCAGUUGUCCUAUGGGAAGGUGAAAUAACAGGCUAUAAGGGUCCCAAAGCAAUGUCACUGGAUAGCUCUGAGGAAAAGAUUAACUACAACUGUAAUGGAUAUUUUUUCCUAAUGGCCACCCUGUUGCUGUCUUCCUAAAUAUUUUUCUAUCUUACGGACUGGUCAGAGCUUGGUGAAACUGCCAUUGAAACACAUGUAUUACUGACUGUCUUUAAUUUCACAUUUAAUUUCCUAAUGAAAAUAGAGAAGAGUGUAAUGCAAGUUCAGGAGACCUAGAUACAUGCAGGUCAUUACCCAUUUAAAGGAAAUCUUCCCUUCUCUGAUACUGAAGUCUUCUACCGCUCUUCCUUCUGUAUUCUCUACUUUCUUUCGAGAGACUUACCAUAGCUGCAGCCUGUUCAGAGAUGGAGUUUGAUCCAUGCAGAUCAGAAGUGUAUCUUGGCAUAACACAUUAUUCUUUCAUUUGAUUGACUGUUUUGGCCGUAUGUAAGUUACAAGCAGUUUUAAUUAAGCUUGUCGUGACUUCCAGUUACACAGCUUCUGCUCUCUUUGAAGGAGGAAAGGUGCAGAGUGAGUAUGGCUUGACUGUGAAAUGUAUUUACACUAAAGAGCCUUCUAUAAAAGUUUUGAGGGGAAAGAAGAAAAUAUGUUAGAAAUUGAUCCAGGGUCUAAAUCUUACAGUCGAAGAAAAACAUGUCUCUUCUUGACUUACAGUAUAUGGGUUGAGUUAGAGAUGUCAUCUUUGCCUUACAGCUGUGAACAAAGGCCAGGCCAAAUAGUUCUUCCGUAGCAGUGUUAAUUAACUGAAACCAAUUUCAAAGGCAGGGAUACAAUAGCACUGAAUUCCAGAAAACACAAAUUGCUUCUCAGUCUUGGAAAUGUGUGUUUAUCAAGGUUGUAAUUUAACUUCCUGCAAAUAAAGCCAAACGGUGUUUGUCAUUUUAGUGUGAGAUUAACUGUAAAACUUCAGUUGUAAUGUUAAGAGAUUAUAGAACCUUAUAUUAUUAAUAAAAAGAAAAUGGGCCUAAA